AUGGGAAUUUUGAAAAAGGUAUCCAAACCACCUGAAGAAAAGGCUAUGAAUGUCAGUCUACCAAGAAAAACCCCCCAGUUCAAAAUUCAGAAUCAAAACGAAAGUCUAAGGGCAAUGUUUCUUUUUAGAAACUCCUGCAUGGAAGCAGAGGGUGAAGAAGAAAGAAGACGAUGUUGUGGUUUUGGAGGCUUCGGCGGUAGUGCCGGUGAUGAUGAGACUUUGUACAAUGAAACUGGAGAUGGUGGUUGCAGCAAAGAAGGUUUGGAUGCUGGUUUUAAUGGUAGAUCUGGCGCUUUAAGAGAAGACAAUAAAUCUGGUGGUUUUGACGGUGGUCGUUGCGAGUUUGAUGGUUUAUCCAGUGAUCAUGAAAUCAGAGAUAAAGAUGAAAAUUGA
Vicia faba (fava bean) is the source of this 393-nucleotide messenger RNA. NCBI's taxonomy places the organism in Eukaryota, Viridiplantae, Streptophyta, Magnoliopsida, Fabales, Fabaceae. The record is from the annotation of a GenBank genome assembly.